AGCUGCAGAGCAUCCCUGCAGAGGAUCCUGAGACAACGGAUGCCGUCUCCUGCAGCCUCUGCCCCAGGUACCAUGAAGACCUCUGCAGCUGCUCUCACGGUCAUCCUCACUGCUGCCACCCUCUGCGGUCCUGCAUCUGCCUCCCCAUAUGGCUCAGACACCACUCCCUGCUGCUUUUCCUACCUCUCCCUUGCGCUGCCUCGUGCCCACGUCAAGGAGUAUUUCUACACCAGCAGCAAGUGCUCCAACUCUGCGGUCGUCUUUGUCACCCGAAGGAACCGUCAAGUGUGUGCCAACCCAAAGAAGAAGUGGGUUCAGGAAUACAUCAACUAUUUGGAGAUGAAGUAGAAGAGAGAGCGUCUUGCGCCUACUCCUGCAUAACUUACCCGUCACUGCUCGCUCUAGUGCUAACCUGCUUGCCGCUGAGCAACCCCCUGCUCCCACUCAUUCCUAGGGGUGCAGAGAUGCUACCGUACCAUAGAGAUUCUAACUGCGUCCUCUCCUAGAGCCUGGGAGGUCUACUGAGGCCCCGCCCCAUGACAACAGGAAGGCUCAUGACUCUGAGCUUCAGGCUCCUCAGCUUGGUUUUUGGACCAGAAAAGAAGUCUGAGUAUCUCUCAGAAAAAGAAGGAACAUGGAAACCCCAUAUAUAAAUGCUCACAUGCCAGGCCCUCACAGGCUCUGCACAGCAAACCCAAGAAAUCAGCGUUUCAUUAAAAUUUCUGAUGCAAGGACAAA
Messenger RNA from Peromyscus maniculatus bairdii (prairie deer mouse), 738 nucleotides. RefSeq names its product C-C motif chemokine ligand 5 (gene Ccl5). Gene Ontology annotation, biological process: eosinophil chemotaxis; positive regulation of cell migration; inflammatory response. Lineage: Eukaryota; Metazoa; Chordata; Mammalia; Rodentia; Cricetidae. Gene Ontology annotation, cellular component: extracellular region. Gene Ontology annotation, molecular function: chemokine activity; CCR chemokine receptor binding. The record is from RefSeq and is a predicted model, not a curated record.